Molecule: messenger RNA, 2261 nt
Organism: Carya illinoinensis
Lineage: Eukaryota; Viridiplantae; Streptophyta; Magnoliopsida; Fagales; Juglandaceae
Product: probable galacturonosyltransferase 3
Exons: 9
Coding region: 94-2151 (685 amino acids)
Molecular function (GO): polygalacturonate 4-alpha-galacturonosyltransferase activity
Source: RefSeq, a predicted model, not a curated record
GUGAUUCAAAGCGAGCCUUGUCACUGAAACGGGUUUCUUUAUAAACUCCGUCCGCACCCCCUGAUUCCUACUGAAAUAGUCUCUCUCUCUCUAAUGGAAGCUGGCGAAAGAACAUUCUCAAGAUCUCAUUCCCUCCAACUAAUCUGUAUCUUAUUGGUUGUGUGCCAUAUCGCGCUUGUUGGAUCAGAUGUAUUGGAUACUUCAACUAGUCAAAGAGAAUUCAAAGAGUUCCGGCCCUUGUAUGACUGUGAGCAGUGCCGUUUGAGGAAGCAGGAACAAGUUAAUAAUUCUGCUACAGGAGUUGGCAAUCAUCCAGAUGAAAAGGAUAUUGACAUCAUAGCAACAUACACGGACACUUCUGGUGCUGUUCGAGUUAGUAGCGUGAAAAUGAGGGAUCUAUCUGCUUCCUGGGUAUGGGAAAAACCUAUGGAUUCUAAUCAUGGUCAGUCAAAGAGUUCCCAGAAAAUGGAAUAUUCGUUUCAAUCUGAGAUGGGAUCUGGAGAGAACGUGGAGCAUUCUACUGAUGAGCAUCAAGAAGGUGGAAGCCCAUAUCCUCAGAUGUCAUCAAUGAGCCCAGUGAAGCUCAUGCGACGGAAAAUGCGGCAGGAAAGGAGGGAUCUUCGAACUGCUCAGUUAGUUCAACAAAAUAAAGAAACUGACUACGAGAUGGCAGCAGCAGCAGUUGAACGGUCGAAAAACCUCGACACCACUGUCAAGGGAAAGUACAGUAUAUGGAGGCGAGAUUAUGAUAAUCCAAAUUCUGAUUCAACCUUGAAACUCAUGCGUGACCAGAUUGUAAUGGCCAGAGCAUAUGCAUAUAUUGCCAAGUCUAAAAAUGAAAGUAAUCUUUACAAUUCUCUCAUGCAACACUCCAGAGAAAGUCAGCGUGCUAUCGGAGAAGCCAAUUCUGAUGCUGAGCUUCACCCAAGUGCACUUGAUCAAGCAAAAGCAAUGGGCCAUGUUCUCUCCAUAGCUAAAGACCAACUAUAUGACUGUGCUAUGAUUGCAAUGAAGUUUAGAGCCAUGCUUCAGUCAACAGAAGAGAAUGUAAAUGCCCUGAAAAAAAAGAGUGCAUUCUUGAUUCAGCUAGCUGCAAAAACAGUCCCUAAAGGACUGCACUGCCUUCCUUUGCAGCUUGCAGCAGAGUAUUACCUGCAGGGUUAUCAUAAGAAACAGGAUAUUGACAAAGAAAAGCUUGAAGAUCCAUCUUUAUACCACUAUGCCAUCUUUUCUGACAAUGUCCUAGCAACAUCUGUGGUUGUCAAUUCUACCGUGCUGCAUGCACAGGAACCUGAGAAACAUGUUUUCCACAUAGUCACGGAUAAACUGAAUUUUGCUGCAAUGAGAAUGUGGUUUCUUGUCAACCCUCCUCCAAAAGCAACCAUACAAGUUGAGAACAUCGAUGAUUUCGGGUGGUUGAAUUCCUCGUACUGUUCUGUUUUACGUCAACUUGAAUCUGCAAGAAUUAAAGAAUAUUAUUUCAAGGCAAAUCAUCCUUCUUCCAUCUCUGCUGGGGCUGAUAAUCUUAAAUAUAGGAAUCCAAAAUAUUUGUCCAUGCUGAAUCAUCUUAGAUUCUACCUUCCUGAAGUCUACCCAAAUUUAGACAAGAUCCUAUUUUUAGAUGAUGAUAUUGUAGUUCAGAAGGAUCUCACACCUCUCUGGUCCAUUGAUCUGCAAGGGAUGGUAAAUGGUGCAGUAGAGACAUGCAAGGAGAGCUUCCACAGAUUUGAUAAGUAUUUAAACUUCUCUAAUCCAAAGAUCUCUGAGAAUUUCGAUCAAAAUGCUUGUGGUUGGGCAUUUGGCAUGAAUAUUUUUGACUUGAAGGAGUGGAAAAGGCGAAAUAUCACCGGAAUAUACCAUCAUUGGCAGGAUAUGAAUGAGGAUAGAACGCUUUGGAAACUUGGCACCUUGCCGCCGGGACUUAUCACUUUCUACAACUUGACCUAUCCGCUUGACCGGGGUUGGCAUGUCUUGGGACUUGGCUAUGACCCAGCUCUUAAUCAAACAGAGAUAGACAAUGCAGCUGUCGUCCAUUACAAUGGAAACUACAAGCCAUGGUUGGACUUGGCUGUUUCCAAGUACAAGUCUUACUGGUCGAAAUAUGUAAUGUAUGAUAACCCCUUUCUUCGAUUGUGCAACAUUAGUGAAUAACAUUUAUUUUUUUGUCCUGCUCACGCCCUCUCACUCACUUACACGUGUAAUAUUUGAUCUAAACAAGAAAAUAAAUCCAAAAUGCCUUAUGCUCCCAUAGAAUUUAUUAA